Parasteatoda tepidariorum (common house spider) is the source of this 1308-nucleotide messenger RNA. RefSeq lists its product as uncharacterized. NCBI's taxonomy places the organism in Eukaryota, Metazoa, Arthropoda, Arachnida, Araneae, Theridiidae. Gene Ontology annotation, molecular function: nucleic acid binding. The record is from RefSeq and is a predicted model, not a curated record.
AUGUUGUGGACAGAUUCUACAAUUGUGUUGGCAUGGCUUCAACGGUCGCCUGAUCAACUCAAGACUUCUAUCAGCAAUCGAGUUAAAAUAAUACAAGAACUCACUAAGAACUGUCAUUGGAAUCAUGUUGCAUCUGAUAAAAAUCCUGCAGAUGUCCUCUCUCGUGGUCUGAAUGCUUUGGAAAUUUCCUCCCAUGAACUCUGGAAACCACCAGAUUUUUUGAAACAAGAACUGAAUAUUGUUCCAAUAGAUUUUGAAAAACUCUCUUCGGACAGUGAAUUUUUACAGGAACUCAAACCCCUUGCCAAAAUACUUAUAACUUCUUAUAAACUUGAUUUAAUUGACAAUAUUUUAAAUCGUAGCAAUAAUUAUACUAAAAUUUCGAAUGUUUUAAGUUAUGCUUUCAGAUUCAUAUUCAACUGUACAAAUCCAGGUAACAAAAGAUUUGGUAAGUUAUCCUCUAAUGAACUAAAUGAGACGGAGUCCUUUUUAGUUGGAAAUGUACAAGCAUCUGCUUUUAAGGAGGAAAUAAAGGCCAUUUCCAAGGGCAGGGCUUUUUCAGGUAAGAGUAAACUUAACUCUUUAAAUCCUUUUCUUGGUGGUCAUCAAAUUGUCCGAGUCGGUGGUCGUUUACAUAAUGCUGCUCGGGAUUAUUCUCAAAGGCAUCCAGCUAUACUUCCUGCAAACCAUCCUUUCACUAAAUUGUUAAUGACUCAUUUGCAUAUCAAAAAUCUCCAUUUAGGACCUCAAGCGUUAUUAUAUUGCACUAGAGAAAGGUUUUGGCCACUUCGUAGUCGAUCGAUAGCUAGGAAAAUUGUACAUAAAUGCAUAGUUUGUUUUAAACAUAAACCCCUUGUUUCAAAUCAACUUAUGGGAACCUUGCCUCGAGAAAGAGUAAACCCUAAAUAUCCUUUUUUGCACUCUGGUGUUGAUUAUUGCUGCUCUUUUCAAAUUAAAUAUAAACACCAUAGAAAAGGAAAUUUCCAACGGAUUUAUGUUGCAAUAUUUGUGUGUUUAGCCUCGAAGGCGAUUCACUUAGAAGUGGUUUCCGAUUUAACAACUGAUGCCUUUCUUGCUACCUUAAAGCGUUUUGCGGCUAGGCGCGGCAAAUGUGCUACAAUAUCAUCUGCUAAUGCAAAAAGCUUUGUUGGGGCUAGUAGGGAAUUGCAGCGAUUGCAGAAUUUAACUAGAUUUCCUGACGAUAAACUAACAUCCUAUUUGGCAUCCGAAGAGAUAGUUUGGAAUUUUAUUCCUCCCGGAGCUACAAAUUUCGGGGGCCUCUGGGAGGCAGGGGUCAAAUCCUUUUAG